CCCGCCUUUCCAACUCCAUUUUAUCUUCAAUUGUUCCCUUCCCUUGCAGAAAUUCAAGCAAAAGGAGCACAAAAUUCUCCGAAUGAUCCUCCUGCCCGUCGCUGUCACCCUGGAGAUCUCACAGACCAAUCAAAUCCAUCCACCUCAUCACCGCAACAAAUGCGAUCCUCCACCACUGCAACCACCAAAGCCGCGAACUCCCUAAUAACGAUCGAACACAAUAGGGAUGCAUAUGGAUUUGCUGUGAGACCUCAGCAUGUACAAAGAUACCGAGAAUAUGCUAAUAUCUACAAGGAAGAAGAGGAGGAAAGAUCAGGUAGGUGGAAUGAUUUCUUGGAACGCCAAGCAGAGUAUGCUGGACUGCCUAUGAACGAGAUGCCCUCGGAGGAAGAAAAUGAGGUCUCACGCAUCGAAGCUGCAGAGGAUGGGAACAAUGAAGCACAAAAGGGAGAUGGAGACAAUUUAUGCAAAAAGAAGUCUGAUUCUGAUAGUCUGUCUGAGAAUGAUGAUACAGAAAAAGAGAAGGUGCUGUAUGCACCUGAGAAAAUAGGUCAUCGGACCAAAAUAUGGACUGAAAUUAGACCAUCCAUUAGGGUCAUUGAAUAUAUGAUGACUAUCAGUAUUCAGAAGACAGGUGGUGUAUCAAAAGAAGAGCAAGAAACUGGUCAAACGAAACCAUUAUCUCCUGCAGGAGAUGCUAGAUGCACAAAGGGAGCACCAGAGGAAGAUUCCGAGGAUGAAUUUUAUGAUGCUUAUUCUGAGAGAUCUGACCCAGGCCAAGAUGCCCCUACAAUUGACAACACAGACACCAUACCAGGUGCUGCUGAAAAUGCAGCUCCUACAGAAUCUUUACAUCCUUGGAAAGAAGAGUUGGAAGUUCUUGUUCGUGGUGGUGUGCCAAUGACUCUUAGGGGAGAGGUUUGGCAAGCCUUUGUUGGUGUAAGGACACACCGAGUAGAGAACUACUACCAGGAUCUGCUUGCCAAUGAAACUAACACUGCCAAUAACACUGAUCAAAAGAGCUUCCAGUCAUAUAGUAAGGACUCAACCACCAAGUCCAUAAGUGGGCAUGAGAAGUGGAAGGGACAGAUUGAGAAGGAUUUGCCGCGAACAUUCCCUGGUCAUCCCGCUCUGGAUGGUGAUGGUAGAAAUGCUUUGAGACGGUUACUUACAGCCUAUGCUCGACAUAACCCCUCAGUUGGAUACUGUCAGGCCAUGAAUUUCUUUGCUGCCUUGUUACUGCUCUUGAUGCCUGAAGAAAAUGCGUUCUGGACUUUGAAGGGCAUUAUUGAUGAGUAUUUUGAUGGCUAUUUCUCAGAGGAAAUGAUUGAGUCUCAGGUUGACCAACUUGUCUUUGAGGAGUUGGUGCAUGAGAGAUUUCCAAAACUUGUCAGUCAUCUGGAUCACCUGGGAGUUCAAGUGGCAUGGGUUACUGGACCUUGGUUCCUUUCCAUUUUUAUGAACAUGCUUCCAUGGGAAAGUGUUCUUCGAAUCUGGGAUGUGUUCUUGUUUGAAGGAAAUCGCGUUAUGAUUUUUAGGGCAGCACUUGCUCUUAUAGAGUUUUAUGGCCCUGCACUACUUACAACUAAGGACGCAGGGGAUGCAGUUACUUUGCUACAAUCAUUGGCUAGCUCAACAUUUGACAGUAGUCAACUUGUAUUGACAGCUUGUAUGGGUUACCAAAAUGUAAAUGAACAAAUAUUAUGUGAGUUAAGAGAAAAGCAUCGGUCAGUUGUAAAAGCUGCAGUUGAGGAAAGAUUAAGGGGGCUUCAAAUUUGGAGAAAGUCUCAGGGCCUGGCAAAGCUAUAUAGUUUUAAGCAUGAUCAUAACGUGGUGCUUACGGGAACAAAUAAGACAAGACAACUGGUUGAUUCAAAAACUAAUGAGAACAUUUCUCGUUUAGAAUCCAAUUCAAUGAAUGCGGAUGAAGACCAUUUUUCAGAUCCUGUUCCUGAUCUUAAACAGCAGGCUAUAGGGUUAAAGGUUGAGUUGUGCAGGUUGCUGGAAGAGAAAAAAUUAGCUGUCCUCAGGUCUGAGGCGCUGGAGACGGCUUUGAUGGAGAUGGUUAAGCAGGACAAUCGACACCAAUUAAGUGCUAGGGUGGAGCAAUUAGAGCAAGAAAUUGGUGAGCUUCGUAACGCACUCUCUGAGAAGCUUGAACGAGAACAUGCAAUGCUUCAGGUCCUAAUGCACAUGGAGCAACAUCAAAAGGAAACAGAAGAUGCUCGCAUGUCUGCUGAACAAGAUGCAGCUGAACAAAGAUUUUCUGUUGAAGUGCUUCAGGGAAAGUAUGACGAGGCCGUUGGUAAACUUGCUCAACUGGAGAAAAGAGUGGUAAUGGCAGAAUCAAUGUUAAAGGCUACCUUUAAAGCUCAACCUCCUCUUUAUCCACGAUCAUCUCAGCCAGGUUUACCACCACGCAAGAAUAAAGAACUCCAACAAGAGAUACCCUCCAGCUCGAUUGAUUUAUUUGUUCGACCACUUGUACUUAACUGGCAUGACAGGAUCAAGGCAAAGAUCAGUAACACCGAUGAGCCAAAUGAUGGGAAGUCCUCUAUUGAGGGUCAGAAUACCGAAGUAAGGCAGACAGAUACAAAGGCUUCAGAAAACAACAGCACGGAUGCGAAUGACGAGGAUGCAAGCGGCACCGAAGGUCAAGGUAAGGAGUGAAAUGUUGCUAAUAUGUCAUGUUAAUAACUGCAUAUAUAUCCUUCAUUUGCUGCCUUCAGUUCAAUUCUUACAUUCAUUGGGCUCUGUAUAUCAUUUUUCUUCAUCACUGCCAUUUGUGGGGAGAAGUUGCAAAUAUUUUAACUGGAAAAUCGAUAUAAAGCUCGUAUCGGUUGUUGUUUGCCUUGGCUGCUAUUAGAUUACAAUGUUGGUUCUGGUUCCUAGAAGUAAAGAGCAUGUAAGAAAGGAGAUGAGUUGGUAAUCAACUGUAAGUCCUUUAGCGAGAAAAA
This is a messenger RNA of Hibiscus syriacus, 2957 nucleotides long. Its product is annotated as EVI5-like protein. NCBI's taxonomy places the organism in Eukaryota, Viridiplantae, Streptophyta, Magnoliopsida, Malvales, Malvaceae. The coding region runs from base 160 to 2670 and encodes 836 amino acids. The record is from RefSeq and is a predicted model, not a curated record. The transcript has 18 exons.